Molecule: messenger RNA, 1813 nt
Organism: Gasterosteus aculeatus aculeatus (three-spined stickleback)
Lineage: Eukaryota; Metazoa; Chordata; Actinopteri; Perciformes; Gasterosteidae
Gene: tceanc2
Product: transcription elongation factor A (SII) N-terminal and central domain containing 2
Biological process (GO): DNA-templated transcription
Cellular component (GO): nucleus
Source: RefSeq, a predicted model, not a curated record
CACAUGUUAGGUGGGCUCUGUUAUUUCCGACAGCAUUUGAAAGCAGCAUUGGUCCCUACUGUUUACCAUCGAGUGUCAGCUUCAGCUAGCUAGCCUUACCAAACAGAACCUUUCAACGUUGUGGUCAUACAGGAAACUAUCAACGGGUGGAGGGUGGCCAAAUGAGUUAAACCAAGCUAGCAAUGACUUUAAUACAUUGUUUUUAUUCGGUAAUAGUAGUCGUCCAACAGUUAGGUAGCGUUAACCGAGUAACUGUAUGUAGCAGUUAGCAUUUAGCACUGAGGCUCUCUGGACCCUCCUUAUGAACUUUUUUAUUGAUACGCAUUUCCCCGUUAUUAUUAUUGAAGUGUCACCAGCUGUAGGUUCUUCAAACCACCUGCUAACGCUAAGUAGCUUUUGUGUUUUGAGGAUGGACAAGUUUGUAGUGCGGCUUACCAAAGGGGGGACGCCUGCAAAACCAAAAGGCAACGAAAAGGUUUACAAACAAGCCACAAUCGAAUCUCUGCGGAGGGUGGUGGUGAUCGAGGACAUCAUGCGGUACAAGUCCAUCAUGGAGCUGCCAGACCAGAGCAAGGACGACCUGCUGACCGCCUUGACAGAGCUGAGCAAGAAGAUCCCAUCCAGGGAGGUGCUCAAGUCCACCAAGAUAGGUCACACGGUCAAUAAAAUGCGCAAGCAUCUUGAUCCUGAGGUGAGUUCGAUGGCUGCAAAGGUUUACACCGACUGGAGGACAUUCAUCGAGGCGAAUUCUAACAAGCCGGGUAUUGAAGUGCGCUCGGACACACAAUCUGAAGGCCUCAGGAGCAACGCAACAAGGCUGCUGUCUGAGGCCCUGGAGGUCAAGGAGGAUUCUGGUCUUAUAGACAACAUAGAGAGAGAAGUGUUUCACCAGAGCUCUCGGUUAGUCAGCAGCUCAUACAGACGGACUGUUAGAGCGCUGGUGUUUGCCUUCAAACACAACACUGAUAUCCGAACUCAAGUGAAGCACAACACAAUAUCAGUCAAACAGUUGGUCUCUAAAUACAAGAAAUAACUGGCAUUGAAAUGUUCUGGUGUGUUUUUUCAAAGUUAUGUUUUUUUAAUGCAUACAUUUUUCACUUGUUCUCAUUUUCUUUAUUUUCUGUUAAGUGGCGUAUUGUUUGGUAAUGAUAUUGUCAUCGCUUUGUACUGGGACUCUACAGUUUUUUUUCUUACUGUUAGAACAUUUUUAUACAAAAUACAAUUGAAAAUAAGACAAAGAAAGCCUCCGAGUUCUUUGUUAAGACCACACGAGACCAUAUAAUUGUGUACUAUAUAUCUUAAAGCAGCACUAACCAAACAAUAGCUAUCACCAUGAGAAUAACGGCGAGAACACAGAUGCUAAUAAAGACGAUGUCGCUCAGGUCGUGAGGCACAGCUUCCGGACCCCCUGUGUUGUCGUCGCUGCCACUGUCGGUUUGCUGGGCAGGAGGGCCUGCUCCUCGAGACGUCGCUCCUCGGCAGAAAUGAUCGACAGCGAUGCAACCUUCCACAAGGCUUUGCACUGCGCUCAAUAUUCUCUGUACCACCGUGCUCUCUCAAAACACUAUGGUUAGAAUUUCUUAUGACAAAAUUGCAGAAGAUAUUCAGAUGUUUUAUUCAAAUGUAAGUUUUCUAACCAUCGUUUUUCUGUGCAUACAAAACAUUUUUAAAUUUUAUGGCACAUCAGCAGCUUUACAAUGCUUUGUCGUGGUAAUGAUAUUGUCAUCGCUUUGUACUGGAACUCUACAGUUUUUUGAUCUGUUUGUUUAUAUUACUGUUAGAACAUUUUUCUACAUACAAAUUGAAAAUAAGA